AUGGCUGCUAACCGUCCUUCAAGGCAAAAGGGCAAGGCUGCUGUUCCCAAGCCCGCUCAAGGGUCAGGCCUCAAUCCAUCAGGGCACCCAGCCGCUGAUCAGCUCAACAUCGCAGCUGAGCAACCCUCCAUGUCAGCAUUUAGUUUCAAUCCACACCAACUGAGUCAAGAUGGACAGGAAGGUUGGCAAAUCCCAGAUAACUCUCAACAAUCUUACCAGGAUAUCCCUCUUAUGAGGAAAUGUACAUAUGCAUCUGGCGCGCCGCACACCUCCAACUCCAACUCCAAUUACUUCCCGCAGCACACCUCCAACUCCAACAACGAUCACUUCCCGCCGCAUGCCUCCAACUCCAACUCCAAAUAUUUCCCGCAGCACACCUCCAACUCCAAUGACGAUCACUUCCCGCCGCACACCUCCAAUGACAACGGUCACUUCCAAUCGCAACCCUUUCCCGACGAUCGCUUCACGGAGCCCGCUUUCGGCGACGACAACGACAAUGACCACACGUCGUUCUAUGAAAACCAGAAUUACAACCGGGGCCAUUUCAACGCCCACAGAACGCCAUUGCCGCCAUGGGUCGACGAAGCGCCCAACCAUGGAGCAGGCAUCGUGGACCGGGGGAACGGCUUGGUCCCACCGGCCACGAAUAUAGCACUGAUCCGGCAGGGGGAGAUACCCCACGAUGAGGUUACAAGGGGGCCAGCACACACUACGAGGAAACGCAAUACGAGGGCCGCACUACCCAGAACACCUUACUUCGUUCCACAAGCCCCCUGCAGUGUCACUGAACUGACAAAUCCCACAACACCACAGCCACUCAUCACCCAAGAUCCAGCGGUGACAUCGAAGACUGUACGCUCGUCGAAAGAAGAUAUUGAGCACGCCGUUAAGGGCGCGAAGGUUUUGAUUGCGCAGGUGAUGUUUACCAAGCAUGCAAUGACCCAGAAGGCCAAGACACGCCUCGCUCAAGUCGAGGAUGCGAUUAAAGACUCUACUCGCUGUUUGGAGGAUGAUGUUACGGUCGAGAAUUUUAUAACCCGCGUCCACACCAGGCAGGUCUCAAACACCUUGUCCGCCAUACGAGGCAAAGUAGUCCAGUUUUCACGCGAUGGCGUGUUCUUGUCGUACAGCCUCUUCCCCCCACGAGGGAGCAUCACAACAGCCAAGGACUAUCACAUAACGACGGUAAAUAAGUUGAUUCGAGGUGCUGAUCCCUUAUUAUUUAUGCACGCAUACUUUGUAAAUGAGCACGGUGACCUCAUUGUAACCGCAAAAUUCCAAAAUGUGUUUAUCAUGGCCAGCGUCGUUCGCUUUGUGUGGCACGCGGGACGUGAAGCCUUCCUCGGCAAAUCACCGCUGAAAGCUAUCAAGUACGUGGUGGCAUUGGUCGGCAGCACUGCGCACUGCGCAUUGCAGGAACAGCGAUCACUCGUCAUCACGCUGAAUGCUUUCAGUGGUCUGUAA
Suillus clintonianus is the source of this 1464-nucleotide messenger RNA. RefSeq lists its product as uncharacterized. NCBI's taxonomy places the organism in Eukaryota, Fungi, Basidiomycota, Agaricomycetes, Boletales, Suillaceae. The coding region runs from base 1 to 1464 and encodes 487 amino acids. The transcript is spliced from 6 exons. The record is from RefSeq and is a predicted model, not a curated record.